GUUUUUAAGUGUUUAAAAACCGCAGAUAGGAAUAAAAAAUUUAAUUCGUAAAAUUAAUCACUUCUCUUUUGGAUGCUGUUGCAAAAAAAUUAUUUAUUUUAUAGAUUAUUUAUGUUUGGCUAAUAUUUAAAAUUCUGUCAUUUACCAUCGACGUUGCUCGGGCGCUUAAUCAAAGGAUUCGUGGAAUAAUGCAAUAACGUAAUAAUAAAUGAAAGACAACAAAGAACGCUUACACUGAUGACAUCAUCUAACGAUUGUGUGUCUACAAUGUAUGUGUGUGUGUGUGUGUGUGUAUUUAAGCCGUGAAAUUCCCAGAAGAUCCUGGUCAAGUAUUCCUUUAAAUAGGUCACUCGGAAUGCGCAGGAAAUUCGUUGAAAGUGAAACGUGAAAGUAAAAUGUCAAAUUAUACUUUCGUUAAAGCAAACAGAAUUAAAGAUGAUAUAUGUCGGAUUAAUGUCAGAAUGAAUUCUUAUUUAAAUCAAUAAAUCUGUACAAAACGAAAAAAAUCCCCUAAGUCAUCACUUUUUUAAUUAAAAGUAAAUUUUCUUUCCUGGAAUUUAUAGUUCAUACUUUAUAAUAGCCUAUUAUUCUUGAUCAAUAAAAGUUUCGUGGAAGUCUCUCUUGUGUGUGUGUGUGUGUGUGUGUGUGUGUGUGUGGUUGUGUGAAGAACACCUACAAUGCAAAUGUCAUUCUUGUAAAUGGUAGAGUAAUAAUUUAUUUAAAACGCUUCCGGAAACUAGUUUCAUCAGGUAACUUCCAAAAUGUCAGAAACACGUGGCUCUGGUAAGCCUAGAGAAGGGGUAGGGUACGCUUGAGUUACAGGUUACAAGGUUUAUUCAGCUCUCGUCGGGCAAUUCACAGAACGGUGACUUCACCCUUCCAUUGACUUCGGCGACACCGCAGUCGCAAAUUCUCGGAAUUACACGCCCAUAUAUAUAUAUACAUAUCCAUGUAUAGUACAUAAUAAAAUCCGCAUGCUCCAAUUUCGAGACUCGUUUCGGCGAAACGCGGGUGUACCGUCUCUAAUCUGCUCUGUAUCAAUGAAAACUUGCAGUUCUUCUUGGAAAGCUUCGACAACCUUUUCGUAAUCGCGUGUGCCAGCCGUUCAUUGAUAACUAUCGUCGCGGGGUGUACACACCACUAAAUUCGUGGAACUCGACUAGUACGUUUUAAUUGAUAUUCUGAUUUAGUGGAAACACUUUUUUUUUUAUGAAUGAAUCAAUAUAAGACCAAUUGUAUCGUGCCAAUUGAUGUAAUAAUACGCGAUUCUUGAUUUAUGAGAGUUCGUCCUCUUCUAUAUAUGAAUUAAAAUUCAUCAUUACGGUAUUAUUCUUUGCAAAAGAAGGAAUGUCUAUUUCUCGUUUUCGAUUAAGUGGAAAAUCCCAAUUCGUGAGUCACGAGAUGUGCUCGAGAUGCGGUUGAAACGUUUAGCCGCAUCUACUGCUCGUGGGUGCGGACCAGUAGUAGCAUCAGUGUCGAGUCAGACGUCGCGGAUGUCGGAUCUCUCGCUGCUGUACUCUUUUAUUCUCUCUUUUUAUCCUUUCCUUUCAAGAAAAUUGAUAUUUAGUGGACCGAUUUAUCUGUAUCAGAUCAUCAUUUAAGGACAUCUCUGACCAUGCCGAACUACCGAAGGAUCCUUAUAUUGUUUUUUCAACGCAUUUAUAGGUUGGCAGCAGCGCAAGAGGCGGCACAAAGGGACCCUGGACACGCGAGCCAGUAUUACGGGAGAAGGUCGAGGUUGGCCGGAUUGAGGAGUGGUCUCGGUGACUGGACUAGCUUCGGAGGGGAGGUACCUGGUCUGGUGGACAUGGCGCCAGGCCGGGAUCAGGGUGGAGGGGCGGGUGGCGGUGGGGGAGGCGGCAAGGGCACCACAUCGUUGUUCCUCCUUUCGGAGGAUAAUUGCAUACGGAAGCACACGCGCUUCAUCAUCGAGUGGCCGCCCUUCGAGUACGCCGUCCUGCUCACCAUCAUCGCCAAUUGCGUGGUCCUCGCCCUCGAGGAGCACCUGCCGAAGCAGGACAAGACCAUACUCGCACAGAAGCUCGAGGCUACGGAGAUCUACUUCCUCGGGAUCUUCUGCGUCGAGGCGAGCCUCAAAAUCCUCGCCCUCGGCUUCGUCCUCCACCGCGGCUCCUACCUGCGCAACAUCUGGAACAUCAUGGACUUUUUCGUCGUGGUGACCGGGAUCGUCACGGCGUUCUCGCAAGGCAUACACCUGGAUAUGGAUCUGCGCACGUUGCGUGCGAUACGCGUGUUGCGACCGCUCAAACUUGUCUCCGGCAUACCGAGUCUUCAGGUGGUGCUCAAGUCUAUCAUCAAGGCAAUGGCGCCGCUUCUGCAGAUCGGCUUGCUGGUACUCUUCGCCAUCGUGAUAUUCGCCAUCAUCGGCCUCGAGUUUUAUUCGGGAACCCUGCAUAAAACGUGUUACAUGAUAGAGGACACCAAUGUAAUCGAAAAGGAGGGCGAGCUGCCGAGCCCGUGUAUCCCAGGCAGCCAAGAUAAUGCCCCGGGCGGGGCCCAUACGUGCAAGCCGAACAUCUCGAUAUGCAUGGAUCACUGGGAGGGACCAAACUCGGGCAUCACCAGCUUCGAUAAUAUCGGAUUCGCCAUGCUCACUGUCUUCCAGUGUAUCACUAUGGAGGGCUGGACUGCCAUAUUGUACUGGACGAAUGACGCUCUUGGCAGCAGGUGGAACUGGAUUUACUUUAUACCAUUGAUCGUUCUCGGAUCAUUCUUCAUGCUGAACUUAGUUCUCGGUGUCUUGAGCGGAGAGUUUGCGAAGGAGAGAGAGAAGGUGGAGAACCGGCAGUCCUUCCUGAAGUUGCGAAGACAACAGCAGCUUGAACGCGAACUGAAUUGUUACCUCAAUUGGAUCUGCAAAGCAGAGGAGGUGAUACUCGCCGAAGAAAGGACUACGGAAGAGGAGAAAAUGCACAUAUUAGAAGUAAGAAGAAGAGCAGCGGCAAAAAAGAAAAAACUAAAGAAUCUCGGCAAGAGCAAGAGCACCGACACAGAAGAGGAAGAAGGCGAGGACGACCAGGACGAUGUGCCUAAGAAAAAGCUCAAAGGGUUCUCGAGAUCCUCCUACUUCAAGUCGAAGGUGAAGAAACAGGGCACGUGCCUACAGUUCUGGCGGGCCGAAAAAAGGCUCAGGUUUUGGAUACGUAGUUCCGUCAAGUCGCAGCAAUUUUAUUGGUUUGUCAUCAUUCUUGUGUUCUUCAACACCGUCUGCGUGGCCGUUGAGCAUUACAAUCAGCCAAAAUGGCUCACCGAUUUCCUCUACUACGCAGAGUUUGUGUUCCUGGCUCUCUUCAUGCUGGAGAUGUUCAUAAAAGUCUACGCGCUCGGUCCUCGCACAUACUUUGAAUCGAGCUUCAAUCGCUUCGACUGCAUCGUCAUCUCAGCCUCGAUCUUCGAGGUGAUCUGGUCCGAGUUGAAAUCCGGCUCUUUCGGCCUCUCCGUCCUACGUGCCCUUAGACUUCUGAGAAUUUUUAAGGUCACCAAAUACUGGAAGAGCCUGAGAAACCUCGUGAUAUCGCUGCUAAGCUCGAUGCGCAGCAUCAUUUCCCUUCUCUUCUUGCUCUUCCUGUUCAUCCUCAUCUUUGCGCUGCUCGGUAUGCAGCUGUUCGGCGGCCAAUUCAAUUUCGAGGAGGGCACGCCACCCACUAACUUCAACACCUUUCCCAUCGCACUACUCACUGUCUUCCAAAUCCUGACUGGAGAAGACUGGAACGAAGUGAUGUACAAGGGUAUCGAGUCACAGGGCAUGGGCUAUUCGCUCUACUUCAUUGUGCUGGUGCUUUUCGGUAACUACACCCUGCUGAACGUCUUCUUGGCUAUCGCCGUCGACAAUCUCGCGAAUGCGCAAGAGCUGAGCGCAGCCGAGGAGGAACAGCAGGAGGAGGACAAGGAGAAGCAGCUGCAAGAGCUCGAGAAGGAGAUCGAGUCGCUGCAGAGGCCCGGAGACGGUGGUGCACCGAGGGUUGAAAUCUGCCCUCCAAGUCCAACUCAGAAUUUAUGUAGAUUAAAAAAUAUAAAAAGCGUUACUGACGGAGAGGCACAAAGUGGAGAACGACGUCUCGUCUUUUCCAGCAGAGACGGAAGAGUCGAAACCCAGACAUCCGAAGAAAGGAGGCAUGAUGAAGACGACGAUACGGGACCAAAACCAAUGCUGCCAUACUCCUCCAUGUUUAUACUGUCCCCUACGAAUCCCAUAAGAAGAGCCGCCCAUUGGGUCGUAAACCUUCGGUACUUCGACUUCUUCAUAAUGGUGGUGAUAUCGUUGUCGAGUAUCGCGCUGGCCGCCGAGGAUCCCGUUUGGGAGAACGCACCGAGAAACAAGAUCCUCAACUACUUCGAUUACGCGUUCACUGGUGUCUUCACCGUCGAGAUGGUGCUGAAGAUUAUCGACCUUGGCAUCAUACUGCACCCGGGCUCGUAUCUGCGCGAGUUUUGGAACGUUAUGGACGCGGUCGUAGUGAUAUGCGCCAUGGUGUCAUUCGCCUUCGACAUGUCCGGCAGCUCGGCUGGCCAGAACCUCUCGACUAUCAAAUCGCUGCGAGUGCUGCGAGUGCUCAGGCCGCUUAAGACAAUAAAACGCGUGCCGAAGCUCAAGGCGGUGUUCGACUGCGUGGUGAACAGUCUCAAAAAUGUCAUUAACAUUCUCAUAGUGUACAUAUUGUUCCAAUUCAUAUUCGCUGUGAUCGCGGUGCAGCUGUUCAACGGCAAGUUCUUCUUCUGCACCGACGAGAGCAAGUAUACGGAAAAAGAUUGCAACGGUCAAUACUUCGUUUUCGAGGAGGGUAAACUGAUACCGGAGCUCAGGCAACGGAAAUGGCAAUCUCAAUCCUUUCAUUACGACAACGUGAUGGUGGCCAUGCUGACGCUGUUCGCCGUCCAAACCGGCGAAGGCUGGCCACAGAUCUUGCAGAACUCAAUGGCGGCCACAUACGAGGACCAGGGCCCCAUCCAGAACUUUCGUAUCGAAAUGUCCAUUUUCUACAUCGUCUACUUCAUCGUAUUUCCAUUCUUCUUCGUCAACAUCUUCGUGGCCUUGAUCAUCAUCACGUUUCAGGAGCAGGGAGAAGCUGAACUGCAGGAUGGUGAAAUUGAUAAGAAUCAGAAAUCAUGUAUAGACUACACAAUACAGGCUCGUCCGCUUGAGAGGUAUAUGCCGAAGAAUCGGAAUAGCCUAAAGUAUAAAAUUUGGAAUAUAGUCGUAUCUCCGAGAUUUGAAUAUUUUAUCAUGGUACUCAUCGUAUUGAACACAAUAUUGCUUAUGAUGAAGUAUCACGAAGCGCCGGCAGUUUUUUUGGACUUCUUGACCAUCGUGAACUUGGUCGUCACUCUCCUUUUCCUCUUUGAGUGCAUCCUUAAACUCGUCGCCUUCGGAUGCAAGAAUUUCUUCAAGGACGCUUGGAAUACCUUCGAUUUCAUCACGGUGAUCGGCAGCAUCGUGGACGCUCUUGUGAUCGAGUUCGGGGAGGUGUUAUCGAGCGAGCCGAGUGAUGGCCAGCUAAAGAAGGAGAACUUCAUCAACGUCGGCUUUUUGAGGCUCUUUCGCGCCGCCAGGCUGAUUAAACUACUCAGGCAGGGGUACACUAUACGAAUUUUACUCUGGACCUUCGUACAAUCCUUCAAAGCUCUGCCUUAUGUUUGUCUUCUCAUAGCGAUGCUGUUCUUCAUCUAUGCUAUCAUCGGUAUGCAGGUCUUUGGCAAUAUAGUGAACGAUCCGGAAACAGCGAUCGAUGAGCACAACAACUUUCAGUCCUUCUUCGCCGGUCUUAUGUUGCUUUUUCGGUGUGCUACGGGCGAGGCCUGGCCGAACAUCAUGCUGUCCUGCGUAAAGGGCCGUCCCUGCGACCCGAAAGCCGAGAAAGAGGAGACGGAAGAAUGCGGUUCUAACAUCGCCUACGCCUAUUUCGUGUCGUUCAUCUUCUUCUGUUCGUUCCUCAUGCUAAAUCUCUUCGUCGCCGUCAUUAUGGACAACUUCGAUUAUCUCACGCGAGACUCGUCGAUUCUGGGCGCGCAUCAUCUCGACGAGUUCGUGCGGAUCUGGUCCGAAUACGAUCCGAAUGCCAUCGGGAAGAUCCAUUACACGGAGAUGUACGACAUGCUGAAGAAUAUAGAUCCGCCGUUGGGGUUUGGCAAACAGUGUCCGAAUCGACUCGCGUACAAGAAGCUCAUCAGGAUGAAUAUGCCGGUGGACGGUGACGGAAAGGUGAACUUCACUACGACGCUGUUCGCCCUCAUUCGCGAGAACCUCAGCAUAAAAAUGCGAUGCGCCGACGAAAUGAAUCAAGCCAAUGAAGAACUGCGGGACACGAUCAGAAGUAUCUGGCCUUUACAAGCGAAAAAGAUAUUGAACCUUUUGAUACCUAGGAACGAAGAAUUGAACAGAGACAAGCUCACCGUGGGUAAGAUAUACGUCUGCCUUCUGAUACUCGAAAGUUGGAGGUCGACGAGGUUUGGUCAGCUAAAGUCUGCCGAACAGAACGAUCUUAUCGAUAACGAUAAUGCUGGGCAAAGUCCUGCAGCCCAGGCGCCAUCGUCCUUCUUCAACUGCCUGCUGGACAUGGCGGCGGUAAAUCAUACUGGAAAUAAUCACGGAGCCGGAAGUAGGGCGAACAGCCUCGAACCGGUGAUGCGACCGGCCGUGGACGCGAAGCACGAACGACUCAAAGAACACAGGGACGAGGAGGACGGGACUCUAGGCGUCCUUGCAGCCGCCGAGCAUAGACGUCAGCAUAGCUUCAGAAACAAAAAGGUGAACUGGAAGAUGUCUCGCCAGUACGAUAUACUAGGCAGCAGCGGAGAGAGUAGCCAGGGAGGGGGUGGGUCUGGGGUUGUACUCGUAGUUAAUGGCGAGGAUCGCGCCCCCGAGCUAGAGCCAUUGCUGGCCGAGGUGCCCUCCCAGCGGGAUGAUCAAAACAACUACUACCAUCACCAUCACGACCAAUACUACUACGAUACCGACAAUGAUCAAUACUAUGACCACCACCAAUACUACCACCACCACCACCAUCACCAUCAUGACCACCGACCACCCUCGUACUACCAACACCAGAACACCUACGCACCUCGCUCCUCGAUCCGUUAUCACAAGGAUCUGCAAGACGUCAUACCGUCCGACUCACGUGCCGGUAGCCUUGAGAGUCUCACACAUCCUGGUGACAGAAGCCUUCGUCCGCAUCCCUCGGCGACCUCCAGACGUUCACGAUCACCAAGUAUAAGAAGACACUCGCCAAUAAUGCCUAGAUCGCCAUCGCCAAGGCGACACGACCGGUACGACCAUCACGGUCAAUACCACGAAGGACCAGGGUUUAGCGACACCGUUAGCAACGUCGUCGAGAUACAAAGGCAUACCCAUCAUCCCCACGCGUCACAAUAUAACCAUCGGCAUAGGAUACGAGACUAUUACGACCACUGCGACUAUUACGACGAUGGAGGUCCAUGGAGCGCCUCAACGAGUCCGGCCAGGUCACCGAGUCCGAUUCACAGGAUCGAGCGCGGUGGCCGGCAUUACGGCACGACGAGUCUGGAGCAGCGUUCGAGGAGUCCGAGCCCGAUAGGCGGCAGUCGUCCGCAUCAUCAUCGCCAUCAUCCGCAUCAACACAGCUACCCGGUGCUGGUCGCGAGGAGAGGCCAGGGUCGCCGGUUGCCGCCGACGCCGAACAAACCGUCGACCCUGCAGCUGAAACCGGCCAACAUCAAUUUCCCCAAGCUGAACGCCUCGCCUACCCAUGGUCCGCACGCCGUGGCGCCGAGUGGACCAGCAGCCCAUAUGGCACCCGUAUCCGGCCAUGCGUUGCAGCAUCCGCCGUCGCACAUGCCGCCCUCCGGCGUGCAGCCGAGCCAUCAUCCGUUGAGUUUCGAGCAGGCUGUCGCGAUAGGCCGCGGCGGUCGUCUGCUGCCCAGCCCGGUACCCAAUGGUUACAAGCCACAACCACAGUCCAAGCAGAGAGCACCUAGGUCGAGGCACUCGGACAGUGACGAGGACGAUUGGUGCUAGCCAAAGUGGGACCCUGGACGGUGGUCCGGUGACGUGGACGCCCCCAGGCGUCUCAGGGUUUGCGCGUGAUAGUCGUCCACGUGGGACACGCGUUGAUUUCAAUGUGAAGGUAACGGAAGUGCCGCGGUCGACGAGCCUGAUGCUCUUGGAGGCUCCCUCCGAUGAAGAACGAUUCCAUGAAGGAAUCGUUUCAAUCACAGCGACAUUGCGGCGACCGAAGGAAGUCGAAGAAAGUCGAACGGGAAAAACGAUUCCAGGCGGACGAUGUUCGGAGUAAUCUCCGAUGGCUGAACACGGCGACCGAACAGGGUCAGCGAACACAUCACAGAGAAGUCGGUUUCCCGCGUACGCAGAAGGGAAAUCGACGGAGCUAUCAUUCAUAUAUCGACGUCGCACGAUUCCGCGAACGAGGAGGAGUGCGACUCACGCGGUUCUACGAAUCGAUCCAAGUGCAAUCAAACGGCCGAGCUCGACGAAUCUCGAAGAUUCGAUCUUGAAGCCUGUGGUCAGAGGAAUCGAAAGCGAUCGAAGAUCCGAGGAAUCGUCCGAAAGAUGAAUUCCAUUUCGAAGAAUGCUCUACGUUGACGCGAAGCGAAGACGAAUCGCUCGAGAUCGCGCGAGCCACGGCUAUGUCUAAGGACAAGGUGGUAGGUUGCAGUGAAACUCGUCGCGCGCGACAGUGAUCGAAUUGAAUAAUUGAGCGGACGUUCUCUGGGAGAGAGCUCGAACCCUCCGAUAUUAUACGCGAGUUAAUAUUUCAAUCUUACCUCGGCCCGAUCGAGCGAAGAUCGCCUCGAGGAAAACUUACUUUUUAUACGAUUUUCUGGAGGAGAGACUCAUCGAACGCCCGAAUUGCGCUGUGAUCACCACGAAACGUUCUCUUACAUGUGCGUGUGUAUUUAUGCAUGUAUGUAUGCUCUUGUAUGAUUUUGUGCGUGCGUGCACAAGAAAACCCCCUUCCCCCACGAUUCGUCGGAAAUCGCGACUGAUGUAUCGAAUCGUUCCACUUCCACUCGUGAAAGCACCGAUUAGGUGACGUUAAUUGUUCAACGACGACGUUAAUCGAAGGAUGAUCGAGGGAGACUGACGCGAGAAAUCAGAAAAAAAUGAGGUAGCAGUUGGUUUCAGAGUUUAAUAAGGCUUAGAUAUCGUUAUUUUCAGUUUUGGAAGUUAGAGAUUUCGAAAUAAACAAAUUAAUCCGAAAUGACGAUGUUUCAUUUCGAAAUCUAAUAACGUUUCGCUGUUUCUUCGCUGUUAGCGUAGCUGGACGAUUCGUCGGGAAAUUAAGCCGCGCGAACAGAACGAACUGGCAUGCGAAUUUCCCGAUGAAUCAAAUGAGAAACCAAUGAGGAAAGGAUUAACAGGAUUAGAAAUUAGAUUGAAAGUUGAAACGGAAAAGAACUCUAGUAAUUUCGCUGGAAUUCAGACUAGCUCCAUUUUGCUACUAGUGAAAUCGCGCGAAAGCGAUGACCUGAUCGAAUGCGAAUAUUCAGAAGUCGCUUCGCGCAAGAACCGCCGCUACGAGAUACCGAGAUACUGUUCGCAGUCGCGGUUCUUGUCAAAUCGAAACGCGCGAGACGAUCAUAAUUAUCGCAAGGGUAAAAUGAAGGAGCAGAGAGGAGAGGAGAGCGUGAGCAAACGUCGUCGUUAAUUCGCGCGGAAUGUUGCCUCGCGAUUCGUGCCAAUCAAGGGUGAUUAGGAGAAAGUUCAGGAAAAAAAAGAGGACCACGAUCGAGGAAUGAACGGGGUGAGAAGGGAUGAACAAUUGUCGCGAGAUAUCCCGGGGGGGAAGAAGUGUAAAAGAAAGAAAGAGAGAAAGAGAAUGGACGACACGUAACCAGUUCUUACCAUACGGUUUUCAAAAGCACUCCUGUAAAUUACUGCGUACAAUUGAAUUACAAUAUUUAUUACUUAUCACUGCUAAUACCAUUAUUAAAUUAACACCCGCAGAAAGAGACGAAAAAAAAAACAGCUACUUCACUCUACUAUUACACUAUUAACUACUGCUACUACCAUUACUACUAUAUUACGAUUUACUACCGCUACUACCACUGUUACUAUUACUAUUGCUGCUACUACUAUCACUACUACUAUUACUCUAUUACUACUAUUACUAAAAACUAUUCUACUAUCGUCGCUACUAACGCUGUUUACUAUCAUUAUUGUAAUACUAAGUGUGCUAAUUAUCGAAGCGCGCGCGAUUCGUGAGAAGUAAACGAGAAACAUCACUUUACAUAAUUAAUUUGUCUUCAAACUCGUGAAUUUCGCCGUCGAUCGUGCGUUUAUACGACGGACGAUAAAACAAAGAAGAGGAAAAAAAACAAUAGAGGAAGAUCGAGAGAAUUAUUCGUAAAAUAAAAGCAUGCUAAACGAGCGCAAGAGAUUAUUAAUAAAAAAACAAAAAAAAACAAGAACGAGAAUCAUUAUAUUAUACAUAAAAACGUUUAACAUACUGCCAAUCGAACGGAGUGUUUUAAGCGAAAACACACACGAGAAUACGUAGGUGUACAUAAACGUACGUUUCUCUUUUCCUGCGAUACGUAUAAAUAUUAAUUACGAUAUAUCUGUACGUAAAUAAGUGUACAUAUCCGGUGAGCGAAAGAGAGAGAGAGAAAGCGAGAAAACGAAGAAACGAAUGAAUGGAUGUGAAAUAAUUGAAUCUCUAAAUUUGAGAAGCGAGGUAAUUCGGUCAACACAAUAAUCAAGUCGCUAGACAAUGAUCCUUCUUCGUAAAGUAUUUCAUACACGUUUCGCUACUUUGACUUUUAUAAUUGAUUUAUUUUUAUUUAACUGUCAAAGAUGGCGUUUCGAGGAAAAACGUUGGAAGAAACGGGACUGACUUACUUCCUUUCUUAAAUGAUUCGAUUGAUUUCCGACGCGCGUUGCUCUGUGCUUGUUGCGUAAAUUUUCGUGUAUCGGCUAAGUCAAAAUAAACGAGAAUAUUGCCAUUAUGUAACGACAUUAAUUAAUGUAAGUAGCUAAUUCGAAAAAAAAUGUAUGCAUGUUACGGAAAAAUUUCACGUGGGAGAAAGAAAAAAAUUUACGUGGAGAGAAGUGGAAAAAAAAAGAAAGAGAGAGUGACUGAUUUUCCAGCGUGAUCGGUAUAUAAAGAUCCUUGGUGAAUGGACGGGCGUUAAUCAUCGAACUUGUUUGUAUUAUUCAGCGAUUUAAAAAUUCAACAAUAUAUAAUAAUAAGAUCAAUUUUUCCAAAGAGAAGACUACAGACUUAUCCAAUCGCUUUAAUAUAUUGUCUAAUAUACAUAUAUAUAUACAUAUAUAUAGUAUAAUGUAAAAUAAUAAAAAUUAAUAAUAAAAAGAUAAUUCAAGACAGUUGAGAUAAUUAGUGAUUAAUAUCUUCAAUGACAUUAAUUAUUUCCAGGUCCAGGAAAAUAGUAUUUAAAUCAGAAUCAAUGCUCUGUCUUCUGAAAUGAUAUAAAAAUGUUAUUUUGGAAACGAGAGAGAUAGAUACGGAAAGAAAGGGAGAGGAAAAGAAAGGAUCACCGAGGAUCUCGUAAGCGCGAAUUUUUAGAGUGACGUAUAAUCUGAGUCACGUAUUUUCUUCCCUUAAGUGCUUUAAAAACUCAAUUGUAUCGUAUCGCUACAAAGAAAAUCUGUAGUUCAAUCAAUGGGAAUGAGUGUGAUAUAGGAAAGAAAAUCAAUUCGCUAAUAUUGGUUUAUAGGAUGGAAUUUCUUUAAAUUAUUUUUAUGUUUUCCUUUUUUUCUACGGAUAAGACAACGAAACGAGAUAUCAAUCAGAAAUAAAAUCAGAUAUACUUUUUUUUCAAUGUUCAAAAGAAUUAAAAAAUUAUCGAGGAAUAAAUUUACAAUUCGUUUAAGAAAAAUUUAUUUUUAGUCUAGGUAAUCUGGUAUUAGCGAAUAGCUCGAGAUAAACCGAGAUCAGCAAUGAUUCAUGAAGAUCCGCAACAUCGUGAUAAAAUUGAACGAUGCGCGCGUGCGUGCGCGCGCGUGUGUGUGCGUGCGUAUGUGUACGCGCGAAUAAUAUUAAAUAUUUAUAAAAAUAUUUUUCUGUGAUAAAUAUAUUUCGAAAAUACUUAGCCGUUGAUAGGCCAUUUUGUGAAUUCAAAAGUACACAUUCACGCAAGUGAAAAGAAAGGAAAAGAGCCGCAUUUAACACAAAAAUGGACACAAAGUUUCUUUUCUUUUUUAAAAUUCCGAACGUUGCGUUUGCUCAGCGUAAAAUCAAAUAAUCUUAUUCAGUAUCAAAUUUAUCUAAAAUUUGUUUUAUACGAAUAUUAAGUUUAAUAUAAAUGUAAAAUCAGAUUAUAUAUAUAUAUAUAUAUAUAUAUAUAUAUAUAUAUAUACACAUACAUAUAUAUGACAUAACUUUUUAAUGAUCAGAUUUUAUAAAUUUUAUCCUUCAUUAAAAUUCAGUGUUAAAUAUGAAGUAUAAAUGCGGCUCAGAGAAAAUACGGGUGAAUCAAUAGAUAGUAGAGGCUUAAAGAGUAGGGAAAAAAUAGACAAAGAAAAGCGAAAGAGAGAGAGAGAGAGAGAGAGAGAGAGAGAGAGAGAGAGAGAGAAAGGAAAGGAAAAAAUAUGAACGAAAAAAGAGAAAGUGAGAAUGCAGAAUGUGCACGUAUAAUGUAUGCUAUUUAAUGUACACGUAUAUAAAACGUACAUAUAUGUGUGUGAAAGGAUAAUAGAGAAAUUCUUUUAAUCUUCAUAGACUUUCUAAUGUCGUAAAGGGAUGACCAAGCUCGUAAACGAGAAUUUAAUCAAUCCGUAAUCCAAUAUAAUUAUUAACGUAAUUACUGUUUUUAAAAGUGCUAAUUUAACGAUAAACGUGAGAACUCUUCAAGAAACCGCGAUUAAAUUAUAAUUACAUAACAAUAAUGUAAUUAAUACUAAUAAUUUACGAUAUCGAUUAUAAAAGUAAUUAUAAUAAUAAUAAUGAUAGUAAUACCGCGAUAAGGAAAUAAGGAUAACUAUUCUGCGAUUCGUCAGCAUCCAAUCCGGCAGGCGAUAACAAAAGACUCUUCUUAGUUACGUGGCAAGAUAUAUGUAUAUAUAUAAUAUAAUUUCGCGCGAGAAAUAAUUAUUGUCGAAUAUGAUACUAAAAGUGAUUAGAGCAAAAAGUUAAGGUAAAACAUAAAAAAUAUUAAAAUAAUAGUAUUAAUAAUAUAAUAUCUAAAUUCGUCUUGAUGCGACACCGCGAUUUUCGAAGGUAUCACGUGAUCGACGAAGUUAAGUUUUGUUUUUUGACUGUUAUUUAAUUACACGGAUAAAAUGGAUAGAUAUGUAUUUAAUAAAAUAAAAAUUAGCGUUUUCAUAAAUAACACAAAAUUAAUUUGACAUUGUUAACUGUGUGCUAGGUGUCGCGUUCUAAAAACUUCAUAUAUAUUUCAAGUUGUAUUUUAAUAGAUCUUUAAUAAAUUUUAUGUAAAAAAAUCAAUUAUUUAUAUUAAUUUUAAAUUAUAAUAAUAAUUAUGGUGAUUGAUUUUAUUUGUUCAUUGUUAAUUACGGAAUGGACGAAGAUGAAUCUUGCAAGAAGAGAAUUCUUAUAAAAGAAUUAAUUAACCAAAUUAAUAUAAUUGGCAUUAUUAAUAAUAAUAAUUGAUAAAAUAAAUCCAGAUCACUUUUUUCAACUACUAAUCUCACUUCUUCUUCGAAUCACGGAAAUUGAAAACAAUAAUUGUUACUUCAAUAAUUACCUUCUACUUCCAAUUCAUAACUUCUCGGAUACUUCACAUGUGUUCUAAAGAAUUGCAUAUUGCACUUCAAUGCGACUUUAUGGUAUGCUAUUCGAUCGAAUUGUGAUCACGCGAGCCCUCGAUGUAUCGUCAACCUCUCAGUGAUAUUAAAACGAACGAACUAACGGUAACGAAAACACAUAGAAAUCGCGUUACAAAAACACUCGUAGAAAAUUUUCUAAUAGCGAACGUUCGAGCGCGUGAAAUCCGCAGGAAAGAAAGAAUAAAAAUAAAAUAAGAGGGACGAACAGGAGAACAAGCAAAAGCUGAAACGACACUUUUCGAUUCCAUCGAUCGUCGCCGAUAAACGACACGUGCGCGUUCCAUAAAUGAGCUAUAUAAAUAUGUAUACAUAAAUUAUGAAUGAAGUAAAUCGAACACACACAAACAAAUCACACACGACACGCAACACACACACACACACACACACACACACACACACACACACACACACAGAGUGAGGUGCUUGCGGGAAGCUUCUGAGAACAGGUAAAUAGGACAUUCGGUAUCCUUAUCAGAAUGGUGCAUCCAUCCAUCCGCAUGCCACACUGCAUAUGAAAGAGAAACGGAAAUAAAGAAAUUCCCUCGACUUGCAGAGGAAACAAACGGAACACGAAGCAACUCGCGUUAGAUAGUAAGAAAAAGAGGCAGAGAGAUCUAUCGAAUCGUUUCUCGACCUAUAGUAUUUAUUAUACCUGUAUGUACGAGAGGAAUAUAUACACACAGACGAAUUCCACAUGUAAUAACUUCACUUACUUGUAUUUAUAAUGGAAUAAGGUAACCGCGAUGAGGUAGGAAUUUAAUAAAGCGCGAGAAUUUUCUCGGGCGAGUAAAGAAGUCAGAAGAAAAUAGAAGAGAGAAAAUUAUACCAUUAAGUUUUUCUACAUAUCUAUACAUAUAUAAAUAUGACAUAUAUAGAACAUGCACACAUGAUGCAUAUAUAAACGUAUGUACACGUGAAGGAUACACACGUAUGUGUUAUACGUAUGCAUAAUAUGGUAUAAAUGAGCAUUGGAAGCGUAUAAUGUGACAUUGAACGCCCUGUCGAUAAUAAAUAAUUAUUAAUAGUAAAGAAAGGAUGCGGGGGAGAGAAAGGAGAGGUGAAUGUGAAUUUAGGGAGAGAAAUUUCGUUAUUAGAAUCACUCGGCAUAUCGGCGCCGGGGCUCCGUAGAGUUUCAUACUUUUGCAAAUAAUCGAAAAAUCUCGUCGAUAACACUAUACAUAAAUAUUAUGCCGAUCUCUAUACAUAUAUACAUAUUAUAAAUAUAUCCGAGAGGUUUAAAUCCGUUGAUCUGAGUCUGAAUCUAAUUAAGUCAUGUAGAACGUGUGAACGUGAUUAGCGAAUUGAAGAAUAUUAGCAAAGUGGAAAACGGAAUCAUUGCAUAACGUCAAUUUCUUCCGGUCGAAGUGCUUUCGCUUUUCCGGUAUAAGCGUGCACGGAUGUCGUUACAUUUGCUUUUGCAAAUUGAAAAAAAGUAGAGCCAAAAUAAGAAAAAUUUAUUCUGUUACAAUAAAUGUCAGAGUACGUGGAUCAUAAAAUUAAUUACAUGGAUGAUAAAAUUUCCUUCAAGCAAUAUAAACACACACAUAAAAUAGCAAUUUUAUUUUAUCCAUUUAAAAAUAUUUGCUAUUAUUUUUAAGUUGUAUUUAGAUAUUUCGUAUGGUUCAGAAAAAUAACAUAAUGAAUACUAAAAUUUACAAUAAAAGCAAAGUUAAUAAUAAUGGUUGUUACUAGUGUAACAGCUGACCGAAAUCAUAUAUAAAAUAUAUCGAUAAUUAAACUGUUUCGAUUUAAAUAAUUUUUCUGUACCAAUUGAAUAAUCAAAUAGUUGUCUUUCGACAGCUAAAAUUUUUUGAUAUUCCGUUGACAUUUGUGCACGCAUCAUCUGGAUGUAAUGUAUAAUAGUUUCACAUAGCAAAAGAUAUUCUAUGUAUUUUCGAGAAACCGAAAAAGAAUCCGUGAAUCCGCAAAUCGGGGCUGACGCUUCUCCGUUGCGCGAAAGUUGUAAGGAAAGAAAAAUCGGGGAAAAAGUUGUGACACAGCAAAUCAUUAAUUAGUAACAAAAGUUGCCUUAAUAUUACAUGUUCACAAAACUAGAAUACGCGAAACGUGCGAGGAAGAUAUUAGAUCAGAAAAGAGAUACCAGAAUCAAAACUGAAGGAGGAAAGUCGCGAGGUUUUUCGAAUUCGAUGAAAAUAUGAGAAAACGAUGCUGGGCAUCGAUUUGUGAUAAUAAAUCCGUGACGCGUUUAAUUUGACUAAUCAAUGUAGAUAUUGUCAGAUUCAAACUGGAUAAUAUCUAAUCGAUAAUGUCGUAAUUUUUGUUCUUGCCGUACAAAUUAUAUUUUCCUUUCCUUCUUUUAACAAACAUUUCAAAAAAGAAUUUUAUACAUAUAUGUAUAUUAUUAAAAUGUUUGUUUCCGAACUUUUGAGAUUCCUUACGCAUCUUUUGGAGCAAAAAUGUAUAUACUUUCCGAAUUGCAAUUCGGCUUGCUAAAAAUCUUCAGCUUUAUACAAAGAUCAUUGCAUUUUCGCGAUUUUGUCAUUGCGUCUCGCGAAUUUAGAAAUCAAAAAAUCCAGAGAUCCAAAAAGAAAAAAACAAUACAGAGACAGGAAUGGGAAAAAAAUACAAAAUGGCGGAAACUUAGAACAAAUUAACGCAUUGGGAAGCGAGCCACGGUUAGCCUGUGUUUAUGUCGUAUGUGUGAGUGCGUGCGUGUGUAUGUCGCGCCUAGAUGUUUCAACGAAUACAUACGAGCGACUAAACGUAAAGAAAAAAAAGAAAUAUAAGAGAAUGCGGCAUCGUCAUGCGGCAUGUCAUGAAAAGCUUCGUGUCCCGCGUUUAGCGCGAAAAAUGCGACUCCGAAUUUUAGUGAAAGUAGCCCGGGAAAAAAUAUAUAUAAUAUAUAUAAAAUAUGUAUAAUUAUACAUGUUUUAAUGUAUAUGGCCAUAUUUUAUAUAUAAUUAUAUAUAAAAAUUUUUUGCCAAGGAUCUCUCGACGAUUUGAGUAUAUAAAAUCGAUUUUUGACGUGCACUUGUCAUAAGGUGCAAAAGCAAAAAUCGAUUUCAUCAUGUUUGAAACUUUCCAAGCUCUGUAUUCAAGACUAAACGCGCAACACGUUGUUCGUUGACUUUGAUGGUCGCGUGCCAUUGCGAGUAUUGUGUAAAAAAAAAAAAAAAAAAAACGGGAAGCACAAUGAAAGAGCCCAUUAAAAGCUUUAACUUUAAAAUAAACAAAUUUUAAAAAAAAAGGGGUAUGCGUAGAAAAUUACGCGGCACGAUUGCGCGAUUGCGGAAGCACGACGACGGUGAAGAAAACUCGACGCUGCUAUGCGCGCAAUCGUUUAACACGAUUCCGACCGCUUCUACUUAUAUAUCUCUUUCUAUCUUUCUCUCUCUCUUUCUCUCUCUCUCUCUUUCUCUCUCUCUCUCUCUCUCUCUCUCUUUCUCCUUUUCUCUCUUUCUCUCUUUCAGUGCGGCCGGAUGACACGCCGGAGGAGCGCAAUAUGUAAUUCGCGUUCCGAAACUUCGUGAAAGAUCGAAAACCUCAUGGCGAAAAAUUCAUGAUACGCCGGAACUCGGAGCUAGUUUCGUAAACCGGAAAUCAAGUUUCCGCAGAUAUUCGCGGGAUAAGAAUUCGCGAAGUGGCGAUCCCGGGCGCGCCGCGCAGCGUCCCGUCGUGCUUCCCGUCACUGUAAAAAGUUUACUGUAUAUUACUUAUACAUACACAUAGACAUAUACGUAAAUUUUUAUCAAAAACGUAAAAAAAAGGAACACUUGUUUUUUGGAGAAAAAAUUGAGCGAAGUGAUUGUACCUUUAUAUAUAUAUAUAUAUAGUAAUUAAUGAUCAUCGUGCGCUCGCGCGCGUGUCACGCAAAAUUUAACUCAAGAUCCGGCUAAUUGUAAUUGCGAAAAAAAAUCUUAUUUCUUCCGUCAUUUCUAUGUAUGCAAACGUAUGUAUUUUCUUUCAGAGAUCGUAGAUUCUUCGAAUUUAGAAAAUUUCAAAUUAAGAAAAUUUUAUGACGCGUCUAGUCGCAAAGUAACUUUGUAUAAAAAAUUUAUUAUUACGAAAAAGUCAUUUCUGCCGUCAUUCCUAUGUAGGAUGCAAAUAUGUGUAACAGUAUUUUCCUUCAGAAAUCAAAUUUUUUUAGAAAUUUAAAAUUCAAUUUUAAAAGAUUUAAUAGCGUCUCUAGUCGCAAAGAGUAACUUGACGUGAAAAAUUUAUUUUUAGUAAUUAAAAUGCGAGAGAAUAAAUACAAAAGAUUAAGUUACUUAUACAUUUUAGUAAUCCUGAAUUUUAAUUCAACAAAAUUUGUGUUCCGAGCUGGAUUAAUGAAAUAUUAAAAAUUUGGAGAAGCUCAUGAAAUGAACAAACUUUUCUAAUGAAUUUUCAAAGUUAUCGGCUGCGAGUUUGUUAAAGUAAUCUGUAAUUGCGAAACUGUCAAAAAAUGUUUCAGAUGUGUCAAAAGAUUAAAUAUUUAAUAUUUUUAUUCACAGCGGAAGAAAAAUAUGAAAAAUAAAUUAUAUAUAUGAAAAAACUGAAGACGCACGCGUGCCACGAUUAUAUGUUUUAUUUUCUUUCUUCAAGAAGUUGAGUACAUGUUGUACACGUACAUCUGCCAACGAUAAAUUAUAUGAUGCUGAGAAGAUAAGAGUAAAGGAGAAACCGAGAAGAGAAAAAGAAAUAUGUUAACGUAUUGAGUGAGAAAAUAUUUAUCAUAAUUCUUUAAAGCCCUCGAAAAUACCGAUAUUAGGAAAAGUGCGAGUGUGUAAAUGAGAGAAAAAGAGAGAGGAUGAAAGAGCGUGCUUGCAAACAUAUGAGAAUAAGAGCAAACAAGAAAGAAAGAGAAAGAAAGUGUAUAAAAGAAAAAUAGAGAGCAACAGGGAAAAUAUAACAAACAUAAAUAUACAUCAUUAUUGAUGUAUUAUGCGUGAGAAGCGGAAAACCUAUCUUAUAUAUAAAUAUUAUACAUAUAUACAUAUAUAUAUAUAUAUAUACAUAUAGCUAGUUCAAUUUGCAAACUUAGUGUGUAUCGUCGCUUCGAAAAUGCCCAUUACUCGCCAGAAUCCAAGUGAAGAAACCCAACAACCGAGAUUUCAAGUUCAUUCUUUUUUUAAGGAGAAAAACUAAUAAAAUAAUGUGUUAAAAUA
This is a messenger RNA of Solenopsis invicta (red fire ant), 18870 nucleotides long. RefSeq names its product voltage-dependent calcium channel type A subunit alpha-1 (gene Cac). Gene Ontology annotation, biological process: chemical synaptic transmission; calcium ion import across plasma membrane. Gene Ontology annotation, cellular component: voltage-gated calcium channel complex; membrane. NCBI's taxonomy places the organism in Eukaryota, Metazoa, Arthropoda, Insecta, Hymenoptera, Formicidae. The record is from RefSeq and is a predicted model, not a curated record. Gene Ontology annotation, molecular function: high voltage-gated calcium channel activity; calcium ion binding. The transcript is spliced from 35 exons. The coding region runs from base 1616 to 8011 and encodes 2131 amino acids.